UUUUCCCCAAUUUACUGUAACUAGACCGAAAUUAUUAUGUCAUGAGCAGAUAUCCAUUUGCGAUUGUUUUUGUAGCGAUUAUUUCAUUAAUAAUAAAUGAUUAAUUACGUGUAAACGACAUCUUACUCGUAGGUAAAUACGAACUUAAUGUUCCAAGUUGUCCGAUCAUCAGAAAAAAUAGUUUAUCAUAUUAACCAAAAAUUAUUUUUUCCAAUUGACAUGGUCCAUUAAUAUUUAUGUAAAUUUGUUCUUGUAUCGAGUAAACUUUGGGACUAGCGCAUUGUGAUUUCUAAAAAUAAGAGAAAAUCCUAUUAAUUUCCAAUCAUGUGGGAAUUUUGGCAAGUCCUCUGUUAGUACACCGCUAAAUUACAUGCCGCUAUUCUAAUUUUAAUAAAGCCAGUUUAAGAUAAUGGGAUAUAGGUACAAAAUAUAUAUUUUUACCUAUGUCAGAUAUUAGUCAGUAAAUCUUCUUUCUUAUUUCUCUUUUAUAUGUAUAGAUUUUAAAUAGUCUUACAUGGAAUAUCUAGAAUGAACGAUUUCUUUACAAACAUGAUCUGGCUCAUUUUUGUUCCUUGUUCUAUUGUUCACUUAAUUCUAGUACUGUCUGCUUAAUUGCGACUAAACCGUGUACUAAAAUGUUUUACUAAAGGUUUGAGUUUCUAAGGUAUCAUAAUUCACAAUUAAGCACCUCUUCCCUCUAAUUUACUCAAAGACUAUCAAAGUCAAUUGAAUAUACCUAUCAACCGCAUAAUUAGACUACUCUGCAGCGUCUGUUUGGUUAAUUAGGUGAGCGUUAACGAUCUUCGCAAACAGAAUCUAAGCGCUUCACAAUAAUAAUAAUUAUGUGUCUCAUAAUGCAUUACAUAAGUAAGUACGUCUAACAAAACCUUUUGAUGUUAAUUUUAGCGAUUAAAUAGUAUUUCGCGUGCCUCCUUCGCGUGUUCACAUUAAGCAUGACGUAGCGGUCGUGUAUUGGGCAACUUUCUCCAAAUUACAACUCAAAAGUUUAAUACGAACAGCCUCGAAGGACCGAACAACAAGAUUCCCCGAAAUUCCGUAUCGCAUCAUUACAAAACUAAGUUUAAUAAGUUCCCAGCGGUUGCCCGCGAGCUAAUAACCUUUUUUCCCAAACACUCGCCAACUUUACGGGCCGCAACGGCAAUAAAACUCCAUCAGUGAGGAGGUGAGCUACGUGCGAGACGGUUUGCCCGACGCGGCUCUUAAAAGCCUCCGCGGUUCUCGGGACGAGAAACAGCAGGGUGCGAGGGGUGCGGCGUCGCGACGCCUGUCGGGCUCAGUCGGGCGCCGGCCUUUGGCAGCGCCGGUCGCUGCGCAUGGCCCGCGUCAGGUAACGCGGCAUGCGGCCCGCGCUCGCCGCGCUCGCGGCCUGCUGCGUGGUAGCGCGCGCCGAGCUGCCCUCCGCGCGCCUCGCCCCGCGCAACUUCACCCCCCAACAUGUCCUUCAAUGCUCUGAGGGCCUCGUCCUCCCGAUUUGGAAACCUCUUGAGGAUGUCCCGACUUUGGACAUCGCGCUGCGGGGCGUCGUUUACUUCUUGGCCCUCAUGUAUCUGUUCAUCGGCGUCUCUAUCGUUUCCGACCGUUUCAUGGCCGCUAUUGAAGUCAUCACCUCGAGAGAAAAAGAAGUGCGCGUACGGCGAAACGGCAGCGACCAAAUCAUUGUCGUUAGAGUGUGGAACGAGACCGUUGCCAACUUAACGCUAAUGGCUCUGGGAUCUAGUGCCCCUGAAAUUUUGCUUUCAGUUAUUGAAAUAGCCGGAAAGAAUUUCGAAGCUGGAGAUUUGGGCCCUGGUACCAUCGUAGGGUCCGCUGCUUAUAAUUUGUUUGUGAUUAUUGCUAUUUGUGUCGUGGUAAUACCUGAUGGAGAGGUACGGAAGAUAAAACAUCUGAGAGUCUUCCUUGUGACGGCGACAUGGUCAAUUUUUGCAUACGUUUGGCUUUACCUCAUCCUGGCUGUAAUAUCACCGAGUGAAGUCGAAGUUUGGGAGGGCGCUAUCACAUUCCUAUUCUUCCCGGCGACAGUACUUACGGCAUACAUCGCUGAUCGGCGCCUACUAGUCUACAAGUAUUUGAAAAAAGGAUACCGUGUGAAUGAAAGAGGAGUGAUUGUGGAAGCCGAAGGCGACGGUUCUGUUGAAAUGGCGCUAAAACCAAAUAGUAACGAUGAUUUUGCAUCGGAUGAUGAAGAAGGGCGUGAAAUAGAAAAAUCGCGGAAAGAAUACGUGUCAGUAUUACGGGAGUUAAGACGACAACAUCCCGAGGAGGAUCUGGAAACCGUCGAGCGAAUGGCUUUGGAAACCUUGAUGUCUCGGGGUCCCAAGUCAAGAGCGUUUUAUAGAGUGGCGGCCACACGUAAAAUGACUGGUGGUGGAGAUUUCUCACGCAAAAUAUCUGAAAGAGCUCAAAGUGAUCUUAGUGAGGUGAAGGCGGAGUUACAACGACGCGAAUCUGGCUCGCUAUCGAUUGAGCCGAAGGGUCCUAACGUUCGAUUCGACCCUGAUCAUUAUACUGUAAUGGAAAACUGUGGAUCAUUCGAAGUACGCGUUGUACGCGGCGGAGAUCUCAAUGGCGAAAUAUCUGUGCAAUAUACCACUGAAGAUGGUACUGCCGAAGCCGGAUCAGAUUAUGUUGCAGCUCAAGGCGCUUUGAUCUUUAAACCUGGGGAGACAGAGAAAACCUUUGCCGUGCAAGUUAUAGAUGACGAUGUUUUCGAGGAAGAUGAGCAUUUUUAUGUGCGUUUGAGCUCUCCUAGAGGUGCAUGUUUGGCUUCUCCGUCUACGGCUACAGUAGUGAUAUUAGAUGAUGAUCAUUCUGGUGUAUUCUCGUUUCCGCAAAGAGACUUUGAGUUGACGGAGUCUGUUGGGACGUAUGAUUUGCGUGUGGUGAGAACGGCAGGCGCUAGGGGGAAGGUCAAGGUGCCGUACUGGACCGAGGAUGGUACAGCGAAGAGCGGCUUGCAGUACGAGCCUGCGCAGGGGCAUAUUAUCUUUGAGAACAACGAAACUGAGAAAACUAUUCCACUACAUAUAAUCGAGGAGGAUAGUUACGAGAAGGAUGUGUUGUUUUACGUUAACCUCGGCGACCCGGAGUUGCUUGGAGAAGUAUUUGAGACCUUUCUGCCUGAUGCUUCUGCGACGCUUUCUGUUCAGUUCUCACCUGACGAUGACCAACCUGUGAAUCCUGGUGGUAACGAAGUGAAUCACCUAGCCACGCUUCCUGAAGAAGAAGCCGUGGUCGCCAUGAUGGGGCUCCCGAGGGCUGGUGAUAUCACCAGGGCGCAGCUGAGGGUUAAGGAGAGCAAAGAGUUUAAGAACACAGUUGAUAAAUUGGUACAACGUGCAAAUGCAUCGAUAAUUAUAGGAACCUCUUCGUGGAAGGAGCAGUUUUCAGAGGCGUUGACUGCAAGUUCAGGCUCUGACGAUCCCGACGAGCCGCCAUCUUGGUCCGAUUACGUUCUGCACGUGGUCACACUCUUCUGGAAAAUUAUAUUUGCCUUGAUACCACCUACCGACAUAGGCGGCGGAUACGUGUGUUUCGUCGUGUCCAUCAUCUGUAUCGGCCUGGUGACGGCUGUCAUUGGAGACGUGGCGUCUCACUUCGGCUGCACCCUGGGUAUCAAGGACUCCGUUACUGCUAUAGUAUUUGUAGCCUUGGGAACUAGUAUACCAGAUACAUUUGCGAGUAAAGUAGCGGCUUGCCAGGACAAAUACGCUGACGCUUCAGUCGGCAACGUGACUGGUUCAAAUGCGGUCAACGUGUUCCUGGGUAUAGGAGUGGCGUGGACCGUAGCAGCUAUAGUCCAUUGGAGCAAGAAUGAGAAGUUCCUGGUGGAUCCUGGGAACUUAGCGUUCAGCGUUACCAUGUUUUGCUCUGAAGCCGCAUUAGCUGUUCUAGUCCUGGUGCUGAGACGGCGGAAAUCUAUAGGAGGGGAACUCGGCGGUCCUCGUACUAUCAAAAUUAUCACUUCCAUAUUCUUCUUCUCUCUUUGGCUAGUCUAUCUUACUAUGUCUAGUUUGGAAGCUUACGAUGUAAUCCAAGGCUUCUAAAAAGUCUGGCAAUUAAUUCGAGAUAUUAAAGAUCAAAGUGGAAAUAUUUGCGACUACUUCAGAUGAUUCUUUUUAUUCGUCGCGUUGAUUGAAAAUACAUGACACCAUCAAAAUAUUUCUACUUACUAAAAGACGCGAAUUAUUCAAGAUAUUUCUUAGUACACUAAUGCCAUCUAGCAGGCGUACUGGGAGUUAGAGACUUGUGAACGCACUUGCGACACGACGCGACGCGACACAACCUUUUUGUGUGGAAAUCUUAAACGUAGAUGUUAAUAAGAUAUAUGUGAGUAAUUCGUGUCUUUUAUCGAAUCUUCUACUUUAUUUGUUCUAUUUGUGUCUUUCUAUAAAAGUUAGGUUAUUUUUCAAGCGUUUAACAACAAAGCAUACGGCCACUGGAAACAGUCGUGAAAAAAGAAAAAAAGGCUUAUUAGAUAAGCUUUUAAGUAUAUAUAUUUACUGAGGAAAGCAUCGUUUGAAAAAUAAUUUAACUAACCUAAAUAAAAUGCAUGUGCUCAAAUUUAAAGAAUUAGAUUAUCAAUUCAUAUUUCACUCUUUACCUAUUUCAAACUAUUUAACCUGAUAAUAAUCGUUAAAUGUAGCCUUGGAGGCUGUGGUAUAAAUCUAAAUAAGAUAAAAAGAUAGAUACGCAUUAUAUCGUUAGUAAUUGUAGAAUGUUAGCGUGUCAGAGAAUUUUGUAUGUUGUAUACCAACGUAAUUAGCAAAUAAACCCGUUUCGCAUUUCUGUGAAAGCAAAUUUUUUUAUGUUUAAUUUACACAUUUUGAAUUAAGUAAUAAAUAUUAUUUUAUGGUUGACUUUUAAUCAUUUGGGAUUACUUUCAAUCAACAGAAUAAUUAAAAUUAAAUUAACUUAAAAAAUUCAGUUUUGUGGCUCUAUAAUUAAAGACGUGUAGCUACAUUAAAGUAAAAAUUACUAGAAAAUUACGCUUUUAUAAUCUAAAUGUGAAAUAGGAUUUGUGUACACCUAGGAUAAUUAAAAAAUAAAUUAACAUCAAAGUAGAAGCUUCGCUCGUCGUAACUUUUGUCGCCACGUCGGAAAAAUGCGAAUAAAUCGUAGUCUUGAUGAGAUAGUAGUUAUUUUGUGCGUCUUCAGUUGUUUAUUUUCAAAUUUUAUUUAUAGAGCUAUAAUGUAGGACGUGUGGAUCGACAAUUUUAGCUCCAAGCAUUACCAAACUAAUGAGGUGUGACGAUGGAGUCAUUAUAAUUUAUUAAGGUUAUUUUAAGAUGACACAUUGAGCCGAUACAUAUGUACUUCCAGGGGUUUUUAGGAUUUUACUAAAGAGUUUAAAUAAAAAUUAUACAUGUCUAAUUGUUAAUUCUUGAAUGAUGAAAUACAAUGUUAGAAAAUAUUUAAAAAUGAGUUUCCGCGUCAAUUAAAAAAAAAAAUUGAGAAAAUUUAAGUUUCUUUUAAAAUAAUAUACCUAAAUAAAUUACCUAUAUAAUGAUAAUUUUCAUAUAAUUUAUUUAAAAAAUAAUAUUAUUUUUUUGGUGUAAAGGCCUUAAUGUGUCAAAUAUUUUAUGUGUAAAAUAUAUAGGUAUACCAAAUUUCGAAAAAUGUGUUGCCGCUAGAAUUAGCAGUAGGUAAGUAAAUACCUCAAAAAAGGGUAAUUUUGUUCACGGUGUUCAGUAAAUUACAUAUAGAUUACUAUUAAGCGUGUUGUUUUGAGUAUUUUCACGAAGAACCAUUUAUUUUAUAGAAUGUAAUGGAAUAACCAUAGUUAUUUUUAUUUUCCGAAGAUCCGUAUGUUAUGUAAUGUGUUAUAAAAAUUAUAUGGGCUACGUGUAUUCUUUUUUUAAUUUGCUUCCUUAGUUAUGUUUUACGAUAACCCAAGCUCACUGUAUCGAAGAUAAUUGUUAUUACUUAUGCUUAUAAUAUAUAUAUUAAUGAAUAUUGGUCCACGAAACUGCUGACGUAAUAAUUAUAUUUGUAUGAAAAUAA
Amyelois transitella is the source of this 6021-nucleotide messenger RNA. RefSeq names its product sodium/calcium exchanger 1 (gene Calx). The coding region runs from base 1359 to 4064 and encodes 901 amino acids. Lineage: Eukaryota; Metazoa; Arthropoda; Insecta; Lepidoptera; Pyralidae. The record is from RefSeq and is a predicted model, not a curated record. Gene Ontology annotation, molecular function: calcium:sodium antiporter activity. Gene Ontology annotation, cellular component: axon; sarcolemma; postsynapse. Gene Ontology annotation, biological process: calcium ion import across plasma membrane; sodium ion transmembrane transport; cell communication. The transcript has 9 exons.